This is a messenger RNA of Limanda limanda (common dab), 4675 nucleotides long. Its product is annotated as RNA-binding protein 15-like. The record is from RefSeq and is a predicted model, not a curated record. Gene Ontology annotation, molecular function: mRNA binding. Gene Ontology annotation, cellular component: nucleus. NCBI's taxonomy places the organism in Eukaryota, Metazoa, Chordata, Actinopteri, Pleuronectiformes, Pleuronectidae. The coding region runs from base 127 to 2676 and encodes 849 amino acids. The transcript has a single exon. Gene Ontology annotation, biological process: regulation of alternative mRNA splicing, via spliceosome.
UCAUGGCGCCGACGCUGUUCGCCUGAGCUACAGUGCGAAGCUCCGGGACAAGUCCACAGCUCGUUCAGCUCGCUUCCAGGCACCGAGGGCACGAGUACACCGAUUCACCGUCGGAAGCAGCUGGAGAUGAAGGGGAAGGAGCGGUCGCCGGUGAAGAAACGUCCCCGGGCGCUGGAGGACAGCAGAGACCGGGGGGGGAGCCACCCGAGCGGCAAGAAGAGCCUGUCCACUGCGGCUAGCAACAACAGCAACGGCUCCGCACACAGCGCUGCCUCCUCCAGGAGAAGUGUCCACGGAGACAAGAGGGACGCUAGGGACCCGGAGGCACACAACUCCUCCGGGAGGAGCGGCAGCGGCUACGAGUACCGAGCCGUCCCGGGGAGCAAGCCCCACGUUGCCGCUGACAUCGCCGCGGAAGUAGCCCGAUCCUCCGCCGCCUCAUCACGCUGCGAGCCGCGGCCUCCGUCCAACCCGGAAAGCGAGUACAAGACCCUGAAGAUCAGCGAGCUCGGCUCCCAGCUGAACGACGAGGAGAUCGAGGACGGGCUGUUCCACGAGUUCACCAAGUUCGGCGACGUGAGUGUGAAAAUGAGCCGGGAGAACGACGAGCGGGUGGCGCUGGUGAACUUCCGGAGGCCCGAGGACGCCCGGGCGGCCAAGCACGCCCGCGGGAAGCUGGUGCUGUACGACCGGCCCCUGAAGAUCGAGACCGUGUACAUGAACCGACGGAGGAGCCGCUCCCCUGUGUCCAAAGACAGUUUCCCCGCAGGACACCGGCACCUCCACUCCCAGAGGCCGCUGUCCCCCACCGGCAUGGGCUUCAGGGACUACAGGCUGCAGCAGCUGGCCCUGGGCCGGCUCCCUGCUCCUCCACCUCCUCCACCUGUCCCUCCACCGCCUCACCUCAGAGAGCUGGAGAGAGAGAGAGACUUCCCUGUGUACGAGGCCAGGAACCGACCGCCCUUCGUCCCCGAGGGGGCUGUUUUCCGCGAGAAGGACCCGAUGACCCCCGAGGACGACCAGAGGGCAAACAGGACGCUGUUCCUGGGCAACCUGGACGUCAGCGUGACGGAGAGUGACCUGAGGCGGGCGUUCGACAGGUUCGGCGUGAUCACAGAGGUGGACAUAAAGCGGGCCACGAGAGGCCAGAGCAACACCUACGGGUUCAUGAAGUUUGAGAACCUGGACAUGGCUCACCGCGCCAAAGUAGCAAUGUCAGGGAAAGUGGUGGGCCACACCCCGAUCAAAAUUGGCUACGGCAAGGCCACGCCCACUACCAGGCUGUGGGUGGGGGGUCUUGGUCCGUGGGUGCCGCUCGCUGCUCUGGCCAAGGAGUUUGACCGCUUUGGCACCAUCAGGACCAUAGACUACAGGAAAGGGGAGGUGUGGGCUUACAUCCAGUACGAAAGCCUGGACGCUGCUCAGGCGGCGUGCACUCACAUGAGGGGCUUCCCCCUCGGCGGUCCCGACAGGAGACUCCGGGUGGACUUUGCCGAAACAGAAGUCCGCUAUCAGCAGCAACAGUUUAUGCAGCUUCCUCUGCCGCACUAUGACUUGGUUAAUGAGCCCUUUGUCCACCGUCUCUCGGACCCGGUGAGAGUGAGAGACCGGUCCCCUCCACAUCCCGCCCGCUUCAGAGACAGAGAUCCGUACGUCACAGCCGAGUGGUCCGGCCUGGCCGUGCACGACAGGACGCGAGGACCGGCCUUUGACCCCGUGGAUCGUCUGGAGAGGCGUCCGCGGGAGCCCUGGACAAUAGAGCAAGAACGGGAGCUGCAGAACCGAGAUCUGGGCCGCAAAAGGAGACAUUUGAAUGAUGGCUGGUGGUUGGAGCCUGCACCCGAUAGCUGCGACUAUGGUCUGCGUCGGCAUGGCAACUCGCUAGAACGAAGCCCAGAAGGGAGCAACCGGGAUGGGGCGCGCCACGGUGACCCCGAACGCCUGCCUCGCCCGGGCAGACCCUCCCCUGUCAGAGAGCGGCAAAACCCUCAGGACGCCGGCUGUGGAGACAAGAGAAGGAGAACACUCAGCCCAACUCAGCCGGGCUCAUUCUUGGAUAAAGACAACAAACGCAGAGCUAGUGACUCAGCCAAGAGCCCAUUGAAGAAGGAGGUUCGCUCAGAUCAGCCCUCCUCUUCCUCAAAGACCAAGGUGACGGCUGAAGGACAGAAGCUGAGUCAGGUCUGGCAGGGUGUCCUCCUGCUGAAGAACAGCAGCUUCCCCACAUCACUGCACCUGCUGGAGGGCGACAUCGCCGUGGCCACCGGUCUGCUAGUGGACGGCUCCACCGGGGGUCAAGUGUCCCAGCUGAAGAUCAGCCAGCGCCUGCGCCUGGACCAGCCCAAGCUGGAGGAGGUCUCCCGUCGGAUCCAGGCCACCAGCUCCAGCGGGUACUCCAUCCUCCUGGCCAUGCCCGGAAAGGACGGCGGCGUCCAGGAUGCCAGCAACCCCAACGAGAGGCCACUGAAGAACCUGGUGUCCUACCUGACGCAGAAGGAGGCGGCCGGCAUCAUCAGCCUCCCCGUGGGCGGCAGCUGUGACAAGGACCACGGAGGAGUCCUUCACGCGUUCCCCCCAUGUGAGUUCACACGGCAGUUCAUGGAUGCCUCUGCCAAAGCUUUUGCCAAAUCAGAGGACGACUACAUGGUGAUGGUCAUUAUCAGAGGAGCAUCAUGAAAGAAAAAAAAAAAUGUAUGAAUAUGUCUUUUCACACUCAUGAACUGUUUCACCGUGAGUUGGAAAAACAGGGAAACGACAGAGCAGAAUAAGAGGAAGUGACAGGGCUCAGAUUUUUAUGUUCUCUAUCCUGCAGAGUGGCCUGGUUCUCAUCCUGUUGAAGGUUUAUAGAAAUGAAAGCUACUGAACAGGUUUUGACAAAUUGAUAGGUUUGAUUAAAUAAUACAGGUGACAUGUUGCCUUCUGAUCCUCAAUUACCAUAUAAAUGUACAUUACUUGAAAGGUACUCUGCUGAAAGAGCAAGCUACAGUUCUGUGAAUCAUUGCUAUAUGUGAAUCAUGACUAUAUGUUGCCUUAUCUCAUUCAAAAAGACAGUUUUCUUAUAUCAUUUCAUGAAUUGCCUGACUAUAAGAAAAAAUAAUUUAAACUCCAACAGCUUUCAGAUUUCAUUUGAUCUUUACUCAGCUUGGAUUUAUUCUUUCCUGUCUUGACAAAGAUUUUUUGCAGUUGGGCUUCAAAAUAAUUCAGCUAAUGUAAGUGAUAUUUCCUCUAGCUUUACCCAUUGCUCAAUUAUAACUUUUUGCUGACAAAGUAAGAACCUGAUAUUCUAAAUAUUUCGUCAUUCAAAGUUUCAUUAUGAAUUAUGAGUUUGCUGUUUUUGUCACUUCUGGUAACUUCUGCUUAAAGCUACAGAAAAUAUGUAAAAGUCUUUAUAGUUUUAUAAGGUUUAUAGUUUAAAACUGCAGUUAUGUCAGUGCGCCUCUCUGAGCCACAUCUGGAGGUUAUGUGACAGGACCAGAUGAAAUGAAUUUAGUAUUUGCCGUCUGUUUUUCACAGUGUUCAUUGAACAUCCAUGUGUAUGGUGUGGACACAAGCAAAACGAGCCUGUACAUUGUAAUGCAGCCCAGCACAGUCCUCUAACUAAAAACUAGAAUAUCAUGUCCCAACCUUCAAUCAAGUUUCGUGUAAAUCUGUUCAGUAGUUUGUGCGUAGUCCUGCCAACACACAAAUGAACAGGCGACAGGAAAACAUCAGAUCUUAGAUGAUGGAAAUUGUCUUUUUGUAAACAUUGUUCAAUUUUUUUUUUUAGAACUGCAGACUUCUCAGCUCUGUACAUAUUGACAUCAUAGUGUAAUCUUGUUUUUUUUUGGUCUGCGUCAGCCUCCAUGUUUAUUUAUAAUUGAUUAUUUGGUUUAUAUAGAGUGAUGCUCUUUUUCACUCGUAAUCAUGGCAGUAGAAGACAAAAAGAAAUAUUCACAUAGCAGAAACUCAAACCAUCAAGAAGUUUUAACUUAUAAUUUCAGCAAUAUUAUAAGAGUUGACCAAACUUGCCAAAGUCUUAAGAAAAUUAAAUAUUACAAGCUCUACUGGGCUAAUACAUAUUAGUCCCUCAUUCUGAAAUGCAUUGUAACUCAGGGUUCCUUUUACUUGUGUCCCCUCCCUUUGUCAGUGUUGUCCUAUCAGCAUCGCACUCAAUAUGGUUGAACAGUUAAUGUUUGAUUGAAAUCUACACUUGUUCUCUUGUUAAAAAAAAAACCCUAUUACAUUAUAAUCCACUAAUUACAGCAGUUACCCCAACAAAGCAUGUACUGUUAAAAAGAGAGGAUGUAACCUAUAAAUGAAGAGUUAUAUGUAUUCCAUGCACAUUUCUAAUAGCCGGUCCAGAGUAGAUAUGUUGAAAAUACUUCCAUGCUAUCAGUGAACUUUCCAUGUAAUACACAUCUCUGAAUCUGCAGAGGAGGUGGCUGCUCUGCAACCACCUUCUCUGAAAGGACUGUGAAUGAUCAGUUUUUUGUGUUUUGAUUUGAGUACUGUGAUUCAAAUGGAGAAAAAGAAAUGAUUUGUGCUGUAUACUCAGGAUAUCUGGAGAGACAAGGAGAACAUCAAUGCUCAUGGGCCUAAGAAGUAUACGUAACUGUCAGGAAAAAAAAAACGCAAAGUGCAUCACGCACUUGAUAGAUUUUUGUCUCAAUAAAUUCACUUUUUCGUGGGAAACACA